GCAGGCAGCUGUUACACUGUAACAGUCACCAGGUCACGUGGGCCUAUUACUUAGUCAAACCGAGGGCGAGGAUUCCGAGGUCCUUGAAUGCACCACAAACAGCGCAGAGUCCGAGUGAGCCGCUGAAAGUCAGAUCUGUUCUUCAAAGCAGACUUUCAGCUUUAUUUCAGCUUAAAUGUAAUCUGAUGUAGUCAGUAUUUACAGUCAGGCUCUGUUAUUGACUGAAAACAGCGACAGACUCAGACAUUUAGAACAAACUAAGAGUCGGAUCAGCACAAAUACUGACACAGAGAUGGCUGCUGGCACUGCGCUGCUCUGCUGCACUUUGCUGUUUGUCCAUGUCUUCGUCCCUGCAGGACCAAAGAUCAUUACAGCUGAGUCUGGACAGAACAUGACUCUGACAUGUCGAGCUCCAAAUAUCAGCAUCACGGGUGUAAAGUGGAUCAGAGCUGACCUGUGGCCAAAAAAUGUGCUUUUGUACCGUGAUAGUCAUUUUAUUCCAGACAACCAGCAUCCAUCUUUUAAGAACCGGGUGGAUCUGCAGGACAGACAGAUGAAGGAUGGAGACGUGUCUUUGAUUCUGAAGGGUGUGACGACUACUGACACUGGAACAUACAUGUGUCGUGUCAUCAUAGAAGAAAGACAGUCACUGAAGCUCAGCAUCAUCCACCUGAUUGUUGAUCCAGACCAGAAAAUCAUCACAGCUGUGCCUGGACAGGACGUCACUCUGACAUGUCGAGCUCCAAACAGUGAGAUCAGAGUUGUAGAGUGGAGCAGAGCUGACCUGGGAGACAAAUAUGUGCUUUUGCACUGGGAUGGUCACUUUGUUCCAGACAACCAGCAUCUAUCUUUUAAGAACCGGAUGGAUCUGCAGGACAGACAGAUGAAGGAUGGAGACGUGUCUUUGAUUCUGAAGGAUGUGACGAUUAAUGAUGCUGGAACAUACGAGUGUCGUGUCUACAUGGGAAGAGAAACAGACUCAUGGGAAUUCAUCAGCAUCAUCUUCCUGAGAGUUCCUCCAGACAAACACACCAUUUUUCUUCUCUCUGUGCUGUUGCCCAUUGGGUCAGUCUAUGUUGUGGUUCUGCUGGUGAGACGAUGUGUUCACAGGAAACUUGAAGAUGGAGAAGAUGACAUCACCAGUGACAUCACAUACAGUGUUGUGAAAUCAUCAAAUCAUCAACAACCUCGAAUCGGAGAUAGAGAGACUGAUUCAGCUGUGAUCUACUCAGCAGUGAGAAGUGAAGAUGUCAGUUAUGGACAAACAACCAUCAGAACAAGGAGGCCCAGGUGCACUUUGGGACAACAAUGAGACAACCCUCAAAACAGGAAUGGAUUUACAGCUGGAGGUCACUGACAUGUUCCCUUCUCAUGUAUUCUGACAUUUUUAGCUAGUUUUGCAUUUGGUUAUGGUCAGAACUGUUAGGAUGAGACAACACCUGGACGUUACAGAGGUUACACAGAUUGUUCAAAUGACACACAGACACAGGUCAGACUGAAAGGAGGUAAUCAAUGUGUUUAGAGAUUCAACCAGCUCUGAUUAUAGCUGCAGAUGCUUCAGAGUCACUGCAGGAAGGUAGAAAUCUGUGUGGAGAGACAGGAGUAGGAAGUAAAGUGAGAAAAAACACACAAGAACAGAUUCUUUCAAAAUAAAACAGGAAGUGAUUAACUAUAGAGACGAGUAAACACAGAUGGGGAGACACAUAAAUACUUAAGAAAACCAAAGAAUCACCGCAGAGAGAAGAAAAAAAUAGAAACAAAGUGAAAAUAGAAACAUUCAGAAUAACAAUGAGUUCAAAGUGUGAGGAGGUCUGAUGGGAAUGACAGCAUUAAAGUAUGUUGUGGAAAUUUCUUAACAAAGCCUGCAGACACGAUGAGCGGUUAAAAACCCAACACUUUAUUUCCCAUGCAUGAGGAGAGACGUCAGUCAGGGGGCACUGAAAGUAGUCUCUAACAAUGAACAGUUCAGGUCCUUUUUAUACACAGUCACAGAACAAAAGGCUUUUACAGUUGCAGUUCACACCUUGGCUCUAAGCAGACAGACUCUCCGUCACCUGUGUGAAUCUCCCCCACUCUGGGGUCAAGUCUUCCUGUGUGAGCUUCCGUCUCCUGGGAGACAUUCACCAGUUUCUCACCGUCUGUCUCCCAGCGUGAAUGAGGUGUGAACCAGACAUACUAAACUAAGUAACAUGAAAGCAAGACAAUACAUUAAAGGACAAUACACUAAAGAGAAAUCCCACAGCAAGUAACAGCGUUACUUUUUUCGGUAACUAGUAAUCCAACUAAUUACUAUUUCUAUCGUUACAACACUGCUACCAUUAUUAAGAAGAAAAUGCAGACGGUUGAAGCUGUCUUCAGUUUACUGGGAGCAGGAAGGGGUGAAAAAAUCUCACAAGUGCUGCUGAUUGGCUGAGAAAGAGAAGUAGUCACGGUAAACCAAUCACAUGAGCAAUUUAAGAUAACAUAGCAACAAGAUGCUGUGUCAGCUGAAGACAACCCUGAUUCUCAAUUUUUGUGUAAAAAGUGUGGAUUUCAAACUGUUUACUAGUUUUUAAUUUGUGUUGAUCGGCCAUGUAAAACCAGCCUCAUGAUAAAAACCAUAUUUUUCCUGAAUAUCAUCGUUUUGUUUACUGCAGGACUUUUCUAAGGUAAGUACCGUAUUUCCCGGACUACAAAGCGCACCUGAAUAUUAGCCGCACAAGCUAAAAUCAGGGGAAAAUCCUGUUUUGUACAUACAUUAGCCGCACCUGACUAAAAGCCGCAGGUGUUUCAAUGUUUACUUAUCAUAUGUAAGAGAAUAUGCACAAAGGGAAUUGUCAGGAAAGAGAUGGCUGUUUGGAGACACAUCCCUUGUAUUAAUAUUUUGAAAAACAAGUUACGGGUACAUAUUUGCAUAACUUUUUAGGUAUAUGUACAAGUACUGGUAAUUACAAGUACGAAACAUGUACUGUGCUUCAUAAAUGAGUAACAAAUGUAAUACAUAACAAUAACCUACAGCACACCAGAAAAAUAGAUUCAGCCAACCUUUUAAGCUCAGGUGCAGUGACACGGCUUUAACAAGAAGAAAAGUCAGUCAUUCACCACCAUCUUCCUGCGCACUAAAACCACCAAAGUCCUCUUCUCCAGUGUCAGAUACAGGCUCAGGAUGGCUUCGUCAUCCACUCUCAGCUUCUUUCCUUCGUUGUCACUUUCAAAACCAAACAAAUCCUCGUUGUCAGUGUCUGAGUCGAACACCCUCAGAAGGGCUGUGGCGGUGUCCUCCUCUCCAUCAUGCAGCAGUCCAGCCCUUCGAAAUCCGUUAGUGAUCAUGGAUGUUUUCACACUUUUCCACGCUGUCAGAAUUCACUGGUGGAGUUGAACAUAACUUGCUUUUUGGCUAAGUUUAUCGCCGCUCGUCAUCCACGCCUCCCGCUGAACGCGUAGCGCUACUUUGAAGUUUGUUUUUCGCGCUACUUCGUACGGCACUGUUGCCUGGCGGAUGGACAUGUGACCAACAUACCACUCUUGAACCCCGAUACUGUGUGUUUGAUCACAUGCCCUUCCGCCAGGCAACGUAGUGCCAUACAACAGCGGAAAAAACAAAACAAAUCAUCUUACGAUAUCACAAAAAUCAUGGAAGUAGUAAUAUACCUAUAGCAUUUAAUUUAGCUAGUUUUAGGGGUAUUUUUCUUUAGGGCUCUGAAACACACAGAGGCUAAUAAUUUUAAACAGAAAGUUUUUUCCACCUUCUAAAAACACAUAUUCACACACAGCAUUUAAUUUAACUAGU
Molecule: messenger RNA, 3769 nt
Organism: Oreochromis aureus
Lineage: Eukaryota; Metazoa; Chordata; Actinopteri; Cichliformes; Cichlidae
Product: CD226 antigen-like
Exons: 7
Coding region: 293-1312 (339 amino acids)
Source: RefSeq, a predicted model, not a curated record